This is a messenger RNA of Malaclemys terrapin pileata, 818 nucleotides long. RefSeq names its product neuritin-like. Gene Ontology annotation, biological process: neuron projection extension; nervous system development. NCBI's taxonomy places the organism in Eukaryota, Metazoa, Chordata, Testudines, Emydidae. Bases 133 to 549 code for a protein of 138 amino acids. The record is from RefSeq and is a predicted model, not a curated record. The transcript has 3 exons. Gene Ontology annotation, cellular component: plasma membrane.
GCUCUGGGAAGCGGGAAGAGCGAUCGCGGAGUUUCCAGGACCAUGAACUCCCCUUGCAGCGGGGGGCUGCUGCUGAUCCCGGGCACGGAGCCGCGCCGGAGCCCCUGAGGAGCGGAGCCGCCGGAGAAGGCGAUGGGCCAGAGGAUGGGCACGGCGCUGCUGCUCCUCACGCUGGGGUAUUUGGUCAGGUCGCUGGCUUCAGAAACUAAAUGUGAAAACAUUUACCAAGGCUUCUCUGACUGUGUCUUAAAACUGGGGGAAAACAUGGCCAGCUACGAGGAGGACGACAGGGAUGAGGUGCAGGGGCUGCACACUGUUUGCGGGUACUGGGAUGAAUUUCACAUGUGCGCCAUGACUGCUCUUUGGGAGUGCCAGAAGGAGGCAGCAAGUAUCUGGGAGACUUUGAAAAAGGAAUCUAGAAAAAUCAAAUUCCAAGGCAGCUUGUUUGAUCUCUGCAGUCCCAACAGCUCCCAGAGCUUCAGCUUGACAAAUGUUUCAAAUGUUGUUGUCUUAAGCCUCUCUCUGAUGGUCACUUGGCUUAAUUUGUAAAUGGAGCAGCUCUGAAAGUAUUGGAACGAAGAGGUAUUAUCAGUGUAGUUAUGAUCAGAAAUGUAGUAUUUCCAAACCUUUGAGAAAUACUGGGUAUGGUGCUGGAUGAACACUUGAUUUUAUUAUUCCAGGUCUGUGAGCCUCAGAAGAGCAGCAUCUCCUUGGUUGCACUGUCUCUAAGUAACUUACAUGAUUAAUCAUAAACUCAGCACUUGCUAUAACUUGACAUUGUCCAGCUGCAAGUGCACCCACAGCUCCGACUAACGGUG